AUGUUUUUCUCUGCGUCUUUCCGCGCGUUUUCCCCCCCUGCAACCAAACAUGUUACGCAUCCUUCGCCGCGGCCGCAGUGUGCUGUGUCUGUGCGUGGGCGCCCCUGCCGUCGUCCAUGUGGCGCAGCAGCGCACCGGCGUCUUCUUCCGAGCGCUGGCGCCCGUUUCUCUCACCCUCCUUUAAAGGACUACCUUGAGCGCUACUGGGCUGUGGUGUUCACCGUUGGCGCCCGCCCCAUUGAAACGGGUCACCUGCGCCACUACGUGGCCUGGUACUGCACCCGGCUGAAGGUGGUGCAGCUGGACCACCACAUUUACGCCGACCCUCUCCGCAGGCAGUUGCUUGGGGUGAGCCAAACCCCCGAGCUGCCGCUGUUGUUUGUGAACAAAAGACUGGUUGGGACGCUUCACGAUGUGCAGGAGUUGGAGAAGGCGAAGAAGUUAAAGGACGUGCUGCAAUUUGGGUUUGAGUGGCGGGUGGGUGGCGGCGGCGUUGGGGAGAGGCCGUUGCAGGGCUCGUUGCCGGCGCCGUACGGAGACACGGAGCUGUUUCGUGGGCGCUACCGUGGCGCCCCUGUGGCGCGGCCGGUGAUAGCGCUGCCGAAGCUGCACCCGUUUGAUCGUCGCUCGGGCGAAUGA
Messenger RNA from Trypanosoma conorhini, 639 nucleotides. RefSeq lists its product as uncharacterized. The transcript has a single exon. The record is from RefSeq and is a predicted model, not a curated record. Bases 1 to 639 code for a protein of 212 amino acids. NCBI's taxonomy places the organism in Eukaryota, Euglenozoa, Kinetoplastea, Trypanosomatida, Trypanosomatidae.